UUUAGUUUUAAACGCCAGCAUGGGUAUUUCAAAAUGUACAGCGUUCUUGGUGUUUUCGUUCGUUUUGAUUUCGUCUUUCGAAGACUCGAAUCAGAUGAACUCAAAAAUUGGCUGCCCAGAAUUGUCAAGAAUUAUGAGGAAAGCCAAAAGUUUGGUUGAAUCUGAAACAAACUAUUCUGAGCUUCUGGAACAAAUUGGGUUUCUGAAACGUCCAUUUUUGUUCUCAGCCGAUUCCUGCAACACAGAUUUGAACACGAAAGUUAAAAAUGCAAAAGUAAACACGAUCGCUGCACAAAUUUACCGAAGCGAUUACAACGUAAGCUUACAGGAGUUUGAAACUUCAGCGAUUAAUUGCACAAAAGCCAAAACACGAAAGAUAAGCGCUCACCAAAAAUACCGUUCGAUCGAUGGACGUGGAAACAAUUUGAAAAAUCCAGAAUGGGGAGCAUCCGAUACCCCAUUCUCUCGAUAUGGACCACCCAAUUAUGAAGAUGGAAUUUAUAAAAUUAAGAAAAGUGUGACAGGAGCGGAUCUACCCAAUGCUCGUUUACUCGUUCAAGAUCUGUUGAUGAAAGCCGUAAGAUCUCCCCCACCGAAAGUGACUUAUAAUAUGAUGGCUCUCUUAAUUAUUUUAUUUGCCACUCACGAUUUACACUACCAAGUUCCGACUACCACCCACUGUAAAGACGCUGACAUCAGAUGCUGCUCGAAAGAUGGUCAAUACGCAUUACCAAAUGAGUUAUCAAAUUCUGCCUGUUUUCCGAUAGAAAUAUCAAAAGAAGAUCCGUUCUACAAGCACGAGAAUAUUGGGUGUCUCAAUGUUGUAAGAUCACAAUUGGGAACAUAUUCAAAUGAUGCUAAGCCGGGACAAAUAUUGAACCGAGCUACGGCUUAUUUAGAUCUGUCCUUAAUUUAUGGAAAUCAUGCCUCAGAGCUGCGACCAAUCAGACUUUAUGAGGGUGGAAAAUUGAGAAUGGGAAAAGGUAAUUUGCUUCCGGUUGACUCUAAAGGCAAAUAUCUGCCAUCUAUGGAUCGAUUCGUUGUCACUCCGAUUGGGAGUAUUUGGCCAGCAUUGUUCGCUCGAAAUCAUAACAAUUUGGCUGAACGACUGGCAAAAUUAAAUAAACAUUGGGACAACGAAACUGUCUUCCAAGAAGCACGGAGGAUCAACAUUGCAAAUUUUCAAUUCAAUUUGAUUACAGCAAAGAACAUCGAAAAGGUGUUUAACAAAGUUGUUAAUGAAAGUUACUCCGAAGAAAGGAAUGCAGCCACCUGCGCAGAAUUUUCAUUUACAUACAGAGCCGGACACUAUUACAUACCACAGCAUAUGGUUCUUCGACAUGAAAACGAUUCUGAAACAAAAUACUUGCAGUCUGACACAAUUGGAAAAAUCGAUAUAUUGGAAAAUGAUUUUGACGCUGUGUUAAGUGGGGCCACCCAGCAGCAUCUAAAUGUUGAACAAUAUGCGGACGAGGUAGUUAAUAGAAUCGGUAAGAAUCCUAGGGGAUAUGGAAUGGAUUUAAUUGCUUUGGACAUUCAACGCGGUCGAGAUCAAGGAAUCUCAUCUUUUGUGGAAAUAAGAAGAAAAUGCAAUUUGAAGCCAGAAAUAAAUAGCUUUGACGAUUUCGGAAAAAUUGUGAACAAAACAAACGUCGACCUAUUAAAGAGAAUGUACGAAUCCUUUGAAGACGUCGAUUUUUACGUCGGUGGCUUGUUGGAGUCUUUCGCAUCGAUUGGAAAUCCGUUAGCAGGCCCAACUUUCGGUUGCGUAAUUGGUGAGAAUUAUAACAAUGUGAUGGGUGGCGACAUAUACUUUUUUACGCACCCCGAUAAUCCGUAUCCAUUUACGACAGCACAAAUCAACGCUGUCCGUAAAUAUAGAGUUUCGAAUAUUUUCUGCACAAAUUCGAACUUGAACGAAACUUAUAAAUACUGGUCGUUAACGCCUGGUGCAAUCAAUCCGAAAAUCAAAUGCGAUGAUUAUCCGCCCAUGGAUUUGUCGGCUUGGAAAGAUUGAACCAUGCAGUCAUUAAUUUUGCGAAUUUUCUAUGCUGUUCAAUAAAUGUGAAACAAACCCUU
This is a messenger RNA of Bradysia coprophila, 2079 nucleotides long. RefSeq names its product salivary peroxidase/catechol oxidase-like. The record is from RefSeq and is a predicted model, not a curated record. NCBI's taxonomy places the organism in Eukaryota, Metazoa, Arthropoda, Insecta, Diptera, Sciaridae. Gene Ontology annotation, molecular function: heme binding; peroxidase activity. Gene Ontology annotation, biological process: response to oxidative stress.